Molecule: messenger RNA, 2130 nt
Organism: Bradysia coprophila
Lineage: Eukaryota; Metazoa; Arthropoda; Insecta; Diptera; Sciaridae
Product: alpha-tocopherol transfer protein-like
Cellular component (GO): membrane
Molecular function (GO): phosphatidylinositol bisphosphate binding
Source: RefSeq, a predicted model, not a curated record
GUGGUUAGUUGUGGUUGAACAUUCGUCGGGCGAGUAGCACAAAUAAUUUAACGUCUGAAUUAUUGCCAAACAUACACGUGUGUUGAUUGGUAACGUAAUAAGAGUGUUUUUGUUAUGAAAUUGAAACGUUUUUUUUCUUUUUGUCGUGGUGUAUAUACAUAACAUAUAACAUACGCUUCGGUUGGCUCGAUUGAAAAUGUUCUUAUGCUUGAAAAGUGAAUGAACUGCAUCUGUGUUACACAGCCACUAGUUUUCCAUAAACAAAGUCCAGAACAAGUUUUUUUGUUAGCAAAUUUAUUUUUUUUUUGUAUAAUUGUGUGACCUCGAUGGUUGCACAAGUGGUUUGAUUCCGAAUUUACGGAGAAUUGAGACGCAUUUCCACAUCGUCUUUCGCUUUUAUUUCGCUUUUAUUUCGCUCCAAGUGUUUUAACAUCUUGUUUUUUUUUCGCGAGGCAUAAAUUUGUUAAUUGAAUUUCGUUGGACAUAAGAUCGCAUUUAUGCAAUCACAUUCAAGGCGAAAAUUGGAAAUCUAAAAAUUUUGUUUACAAAAAAUGUAAUAUUUCAGAUGUUCAUCUGUAUAAUAGAGAUAGACCCACCGUUCGUUGUGUAUUAUUAUUCAAAUUAACUUUUUAACCAGCGAGAAGUAAUCGCCGUGUAAUGUUGAAGAAAGAAGUCAGAGAGCCAUUCAAUAAACACGAAAACCCACUGCCUUCGAGAUUUUGAAAAUAUAAAAACUGGUUUUGGACUUAACGUUUGAUUAAAAUUCUUGAUUUCGUCUUAUUAUAUUUAGCACGAUAUAAAUAUUACGACAACAAAGACUCUCAAUUGAACAUUCAAUAAAAAACAAAUCAUCAUCAACACCAAAUUCAUCUUACUCACUUCAUUUAAGUGAGCACUUUUUUACAUAGUCACACAGAGUAAUUUCAUCAUAACGAAAAUGAGGGAAUUCACAAUGUUGUCCAAUAUGGAAGAUUUGCCGUCAAUUCAAAUUGGCGAUGAUAUUUUACGGUUCGAGCUGAAUUCAUUGUCGGAUUUCGGACGACAAAUUGCACAGAAAGAAUUGCGCGAGUCAAAUGAAAUCAAAACGAAAGCUUUGGAAGAUUUGAGAGAGCUGCUGAAAGAGGAAAAAGAUUUAUUGGUGCCAUUUGACAACAACGAAUGGCUGGUACGAUUUCUUCGACCAUGCAAAUUUUAUCCAGAUAGUGCACGCGACUUGAUUAAACGCUACUAUCACUUCAAAGUCAAACAUGCUGACAUCUACAAUGGCCUGAAGCCAUCCAAAGAAGCAAACAUUUUCCAAUCAAAUAUUUUAGUCGUAUUUCCGAACAGAGAUCAAUUGGGACGACGAAUACUCGUCAUCGAGCUAGGAAAAAAAUGGAAGCACAAAGAAGUCAGCCUGGAUGAGGUAUUCAAAGGAUGUGUCAUUUUCCUUGAAGCGGCCAUGAUCGAACCGGAAACCCAAGUGCAUGGCGCUGUGGUCGUUUUCGAUAUGGACGGUUUAUCGUUGCAACAGACAUGGCAAUUUACUCCACAAUUUGCUAAACGGAUCGUUGACUGGCUGCAAGACGCCGUUCCACUUCGCAUAAAAGCUAUUCAUAUCGUCAAUCAACCGAAAAUCUUUCAAGUCGUUUUUGCCCUGUUCAAACCAUUUUUACGCGAGAAGCUACGCAAUCGCAUUUAUUUCCACGGAACGGAUCGGCAAUCGCUACACAACUAUAUGUCGCCGAAAUGCUUGCCGGCCAAUUACGGUGGUACAUUGUCGGAGCCGAGAGUGAAUGGUGAUCAGUGGUACGAAUUAUUGCUGAAAUGUGAUGUGGAAUAUGAAGCAAUCAAUUCGUACGGAUACAAUAAGAAUGGGAUCAAGAAAAAGUAGGAAAAGUGCGUGGAAUAUGUGUUGUUUGUGUAGUGUGGCGUUGACGAAUCAAGUAAAAUUAAAUUCCUAAACGAGUACCAUCACAUCAAUUUAAGUUAUUUUCUAGUUGUAAAUGAUGAAACCGUUAUAGUUUGUUAAGGGGAAAGUUUCGUUUUAAGUUAGCCUUUAGUCGAAACAUGGUGAUAUAAACAAUUAAAAUUCUCAUUUUUAGGUUGAGUGAAAUUUCCAAAAUAUUUUCCAAUGAAUAGUGGAACGUG